UGUUCAGUAAGUAUUGGAACACCGGCCAAGGUAGUGUUAUGUGAUGUUAAGUUAAACUUUUUAAAGUGAAUAACAUAAAGGGAGUGAAUUAAGUUAAUGUGGCCUUUAUCUUAAGGAUCAAUCAAGACAGAUCCAGUUCAAAAACAUGGCGUCUGUCGAUAACAAAGAAAAUAUGACACAACCAAAAACGUUACAAGAAGCGCUUAAUGUUAUAAAAUUUUUAGAAACAACACAUAAGCAAGAGAUAAUUAAAAUGAAAGAUGCAUACCACAAACAAUCCGAAAUAGUUAAAAAAUUAGAGGUCAACAGAAAAAAGGAGCUCGAAUUCUUAUCUAGUGAGUUGCAAAAAUAUGAAAUUAACUUAGCUUUGAGAAUGGAAUCUGUAACAGUACAACUCACACAAAAAGACGAAAUAAUUCGUAAACAAGCUGAGAUAAUAGAAGAACUUAACAAAAAGUUAAGCCAUAACUUCUCAAUCCCAGACAUAAACAUCGUAGAUUCGAAUUCCGAUUCAGGCGUAGCAUUAGAAGAAACGGUAAUAAGUAAAAACGAAACUAAGGCCGAAGUAAAAGCAACUAGAAAAUGCAGUCGGAAAUUCACAGAUCCCAUAGGAUUCCUUCGCAGGGUAGAUUUCUCACCUAUGAAAUACAAACCAAGUAAUAGAGAAGUCAAAAAGAAGGAAGACAAAAAGAAACACCACGAUACACAAUUAACAGAAAACAGAAUUUUAGUGCCACAAUUUAGUAAUGGUAAGGUUACAAGUGAUGAUGAAAGAAACACUGGUGAAGAUGCAGGUCUCUCUGACAGCUUAACAGAACCUGUUAUGAUCAAACCGAAGAAAUUAAACGAAAGUAUGAACAAUCACUUCUCAGACGAUGGUAGUGAAGACACCAGUGAGGAAAUUUUCGAUCGAGUUAUGACGAGAAAUAGCAUCAGACGAUCAGUCAAAGCUAAUCCGAAAUAUAAAAAAAUCAACAGAACGAAAUCAAAACUUCUGGAACAAGUGAAAGUUAACAUCGUUGAUUAAAUAACAUUUUACAUAUAUUUUUUCUACUUAA
Molecule: messenger RNA, 1058 nt
Organism: Papilio machaon (common yellow swallowtail)
Lineage: Eukaryota; Metazoa; Arthropoda; Insecta; Lepidoptera; Papilionidae
Exons: 2
Coding region: 146-1027 (293 amino acids)
Source: RefSeq, a predicted model, not a curated record